GCAAGCGCGGACAGAGCCGAAGUGAGCGGCAAGAGAACCGAGCAAGCUCGUAGACGGAACCGACCAACCGAACGACCAGAGAGAUAGAUCCGAGCGGGAUGCCAGACAGUUUGUCAGUUUGACAGUUUCACCACUGAGCGAAUAUUGAUCCCGCCAUAAGAAGCAGGACAAGAAGGUAUGCAACGGCCGCUUUUAAGGGCUUCGUCUUUCCUCCUUUUGGGUAUCGUCCUGACUACUUUUAUCAACUAUAUACUUCACAAUAACAAGGAGCAGUCUUUUAGCUCUUGUCAAGAUGACAGUGACUGGGAUCUUAUCAGCAUACAACCUCAGGACAAUAUCACUGAUUCGUGUAAAAAAAGCAGGGAGAAAAACAAUAAACUAACAGAAGUUUGUUCUCCAGUAUGGAAAAAUGAUAUUCAAAUAAUCAACAACAAGAAACAUCAGAAAAACAAUCCCCAGACUUGUCAAGACUGCAGGGUGAAAAUAGAAGAAAUGCUUACGAUUUACUCAAAACCGUGGGUUAAAAACAAAGAAAAGCAUGAAGAAAUGAGGACUUGGCUCAGCCGUAAGUGCAGGGGUCUGGAGAACGCCAUCAUAACCCAGAAAAACACUCCACUGGGAUCAAUAAUUGUCUACGAUGCUGAGAAGAGGCAUAAUGUCAAAGUGAACUCACAAAUCUUUGACACAUUUGUCAAAAAGCAUCCAGUCUUUAAUAAAAUGUUGCAUUCAUGUGCUGUUGUCGGGAACGGAGGAAUCCUGGCAAACAGCAGGUGUGGAAAUGAGAUUGACUCAGCUGAAUUUGUGAUCAGGUGUAACCUGGCUCCUUUGUUAAACGGAUAUGAGGAACAUGUUGGGGUGAAAACAGACAUUGUGACAGCAAACCCGAGCAUUUUAUCUAAAAGGUACGGCUCGCUUUUAGGACGUCAGCGCAGGUUUGCGGAGAGUCUGGUUCAAUAUGGCAACGCCUUACUGCAGCUUCCUGGAUUCCAGGUUUUCUUCACCAUUGAGGACUCUAAGUUGUCCAUCCAGUCUGCCUUCAUAAACCCAAAGUACCUGCAGAGUCUGGCAGUUUUUUGUCUCUCUCACGGAUUGAAGGGAAAACGUCACAGCUCGGGUCUUAUGAUGGUCAAUCUGGCGCUGGAGCUUUGUGACAAUCUGGAUCUGUAUGGAUUCUGGCCUUUCAGUUUCCACCCAGAAAGCUUCCAAAACCUGACUUACCAUUAUUAUGACGACGUGAAAGCUAGAAACAAAAUGCACGUUAUGUCAGAUGAAUUAAAUUUUUUGUUGCAGUUGCACAGCCAAGGUGUGCUGAAACUGCAGCUGAGGAAAUGUGGACCUGAGGAACAGACAAAUUUUAUGUAGUUGCUUGAAAAAUGUUUACACGUCGAGGAGUGAUGGGUAUUUUCACUCUUAAACGUGAUAUUCUGCACAGCAGGGGACUGAAGACCGUCUCUGCUCUGAAACGUAGCAGAAAAGUGAGAGCAAGCAGGCAGAAGCAACAGCAGGGAAUGAAAUACAGAAGCUGACAACUUCUUUGCACCACCCAAAUUGGUGAUGCACAUUUGAUAAGUUCCUUGGGCUUUCAAUUCCUGAACCUUCAUGCAGGUCACUUCAUUAAGUCCUGCAAAGAAUGAUGUCUAUUUUAUUUAUUGUCAAGAAAAAGCCAAGAAAAAAAGCCAAACCAAAGAAUGUUAUCCUCACUAUGCACCACAAAACAUCUAAAAUGUUACAUAUUUUUGCAGUUUGUCUCUAACUCAGGUGCUGUUGGAAAGUUUCAUACCAGUAGUCAAAAAUUAAUGAUAAUAAUUUGGAUUGUUUAGUUCACGAACUAAAUAUUUAGGUGCAAGCUAAGUAUUUAAUUUGAAGAUUUUUUUUUCUUUACAAACUAAAUAUUUAGCUCCAAAUAUUUUGCUGGUAAGCAAGCUCAAUAUAGUUUGAAGCAAAAAUAUUUAGAUAAUAUGCAAACUAGUCAACCGAUAACUGGAAGUGCUCUAUCCUAAUAAAAGCUGGAUCUGCAGAUGUUGAUGCAUUUAGCGAAAAGCUAAAUUAAUUUUUCUUGUUAAUUGAGUAUUGAAUUUGAAAUUGUGCCAUCUAUAAAUGAAUAAAAGACAUCAUGAAAACA
Messenger RNA from Poecilia reticulata (guppy), 2122 nucleotides. RefSeq names its product alpha-2,8-sialyltransferase 8E-like. NCBI's taxonomy places the organism in Eukaryota, Metazoa, Chordata, Actinopteri, Cyprinodontiformes, Poeciliidae. Gene Ontology annotation, molecular function: alpha-N-acetylneuraminate alpha-2,8-sialyltransferase activity. Gene Ontology annotation, biological process: oligosaccharide metabolic process; N-glycan processing. The record is from RefSeq and is a predicted model, not a curated record.